Molecule: messenger RNA, 1827 nt
Organism: Chaetomium globosum CBS 148.51
Lineage: Eukaryota; Fungi; Ascomycota; Sordariomycetes; Sordariales; Chaetomiaceae
Exons: 14
Coding region: 1-1827 (608 amino acids)
Source: RefSeq, a predicted model, not a curated record
AUGGCCAAGCGAGGUCUGCUUAAAUUUGUGAGCCGGUUUUACCAGCGAGCCGUUCCUGGGCCACGAGCCUUUCCUGAGGCGCGAGCCGUUCCUGAGGCAGCCACCCACCAAAUUGACUUAGCGAAUUUGACGCGUCGGUACCACGCCAUCCUUUCUCCCCGCUGUGCCGCCCGCCCGUCCCGUCUCUGCCGCUGCCCGUGGUGCCCGUCUCUUAUCUCUACCAAUCCCGACUGCGUCGUGCCACCCCUCCAGGCCUACUUCAAGCCAUGCCUUCUCCACGCAAGAGGCCGAGUGUUAUGGAAGCCGGGCGCGGACGCCAACCCCAACCCCCCCCAGCAGAGCACCAGUACCAGCACGGGUACCAGUACCAGUACCAGCACCAGUACCAGUACCAGCACCAGUACCAGCGCCAACGCCAACGCCAACGCCAACGCCACCAAUCCUACCGAGAGAGAGAAGACCCUUUGGGGCAAAACCUCGAUGGACGUUCGCCGCGUUACCAAACGCCGCCGUAGACCCGAGCCCGAGCCAGAACAACCGGGUUCGAAUGAUGACGCAGUGGCGGCCGAGAUGGCUAAGGACGACGCCAACGAGCGUAAGCUCACAGACAACAUUAAGAGUAUUCACGGCGACGAUGUGGACCCUUUCGGCUUGGAGUGGCCAGGAGGCCCGUACGCGGUUCAUGAACGACCAGAAAAACUGCAAAAACUACUUACAACCCAUGCCGAGCACCCUGAGUAUACAAACAUACUCAAUGUGGAGCUGCCAGUCCCUCGGGACUACCUUAAGCGGAUGACGGAUGCGGCCUGGGCGGAGGAGAGCUUCUUUAAAGUGUGGACAUAUAUGGAGGGGCGGCUGGACUUCAAGCGGUCUUCUAAACUGGGACAGUACUAUAUACGCAGCCUGGCCCUAGAGGUAGCAGAGUGGAUGCGGGUCAAGAAGCAGGACGCGGACGCUGGUAUUGCUCGCCGCGUUAAGUUGUUGUCGUACUACGACGACAUGCCAAAGAAGUCGGAGUAUAGGAGUCUCAACGAGACUCACUUUGCGUGGGUCUUCGAGCGGCAGCGCCGCCAGAAGAAGCAGAAGAAGAACUCCUCUGCGACGACCAAGGCCAACCUCGAACGAUUUGUGAUUGACGAGGCGCCGCCGUCGGACAGGGAGGAGCCCGGGCACAGGCACCUUCCAGUCAAUAAGCCUUUACAACAACUCAAGAAUUUUCAACCACUCCACCUCCCGCCUCCCAUCUCCCACUUUCUCUCGCAAGUCGCGUCGUUAUCCCUCUCGUUGAUGCCGUUUUCUAAGCUCAAGACGCCACGCGCUUUACAGCAUCGUGCGAAGAAGGCGUUGAUUCGUCGUCGACUGCAGAAGCGCGAAGCUGCAAAGCGCCAGCGCCUUGACUCGACCGACCGGGAACGUGGCUCUUCGCCUCAGCGUCCUCGUCACAAAGAGCCGACCGAUAGCGACGGCGAUGGCGGCGAUCGGGAACCGAUCACAUCUGCUACUGAUUUCGACGACUUCGAGCUUGCCCGAGCCUUGAUCGAUGUAGUGAACGAAGCAGACCACGUCGUCUAUCCCAACCCCGAGACCGACGAGUAUCAACUUGCAGACGACGGUCCGCUCCAGCAAGAGCUGCAGAAACUGGCCGAGUACCAGUAUGCCGCUGAUACCAUCGAGAGCCACGACGAUGAAGCGGAAGGCAUCUCCGCCGCCGAUGAACAUGAAGAGGAGGUGCUAGAUACCAUCGCGGUUGCCGCACCCUGGGACACCACCGGUCAAUACCAAACCUCCGAGCCCGAAGACCCGUUCGCAGCCUCGCAACCCAGUUGA